Pieris macdunnoughi is the source of this 564-nucleotide messenger RNA. Lineage: Eukaryota; Metazoa; Arthropoda; Insecta; Lepidoptera; Pieridae. The record is from the annotation of a GenBank genome assembly.
AUGCCACGUGGACUAAAAGAUCCGGAAAUUAUACAGUUUUUAGAAGAAGAAGAAGAGGCUAUCGAUAGUGCAUCUGAAAAUGAGCAAGAUCAUGAAGUAAUAGUAAGUGACCAUGUCACCGAAUCGGAGCAAAGCGAAAACGAAUCGAAUGAUCAGUGGAGUAGUGAGGAUGAGGUCCCUUUACAAAAUUUAGCCAGCUCCUCUCAAAGUCAUGAUCAAUCAUUUUACCUCGGAAAAAAUAGACUAACAAAAUGGUACAAACAUCCACCACGCUCCAUGGUCAGAACUCAACGUUCUAAUAUUGUGACAGAAACUGCUGGACCCAAAGGACCCGCUGGAGAUAUAAUGACUUUGAGCGAUGCAUUUUUGAGUAUAUUUUCAAGGGAAACCGUAGAUCUUAUUCUGACUUACACGAACGAAUAUAUAAUAUCCAUUCAAAACAACUUCCAGAGAGAACGUGAUUGCAAAGUUGUACGAAGAGUUACUCGCAUUCUUUGGACUCCUUUAUAUGUCGGGAGUGCUUCGAUCAUCGCAUUUGAAUUAUCAAGAUUUAUGGGCUGCUGA